Molecule: messenger RNA, 11828 nt
Organism: Acanthopagrus latus (yellowfin seabream)
Lineage: Eukaryota; Metazoa; Chordata; Actinopteri; Spariformes; Sparidae
Product: neural-cadherin
Exons: 37
Coding region: 1-8871 (2956 amino acids)
Biological process (GO): calcium-dependent cell-cell adhesion; cell morphogenesis; multicellular organism development
Cellular component (GO): adherens junction; plasma membrane; catenin complex
Molecular function (GO): cadherin binding; calcium ion binding
Source: RefSeq, a predicted model, not a curated record
AUGAUUUGGAUCGCGCUUUUAGCCGUCUUGGUUUCGUGCGCCCUCGGGAACAGGACCGCGGAGCAGGUGCCGUUCUUUCACGGGCAUGUGUUUGAGAACUCGUCCCCGGGCUCCCGGGUCAACGGACUGAGCGUCCCGUUGAAGCGGCUCAACUCGCAGAGGUUGUGCGGCACCGGGGAGCCGGGCGCAGCGGCGGCACACUUCAAACUAACGGGGGACGGGAGUGAGAAUUUCCGUGUGUUUGCGCACAACAAACGGGGUCAUGUUUUGUUGAAGACCUCCGGGAUUCUGGACCGGGAGGAGCAGGCUGAAUACGCACUGGGUCUUGGCUUGUGUUGCGGGCAAUGCGCGGGACUCUCCCGGGAUGAGGCGCACGAGUCUCUGGUGGUCGCGGAGGUGGCGUCCAUCAAGGUGGACGUCCUGGACACCAACGACCACCAGCCCACCUUCCCCAGUAGGGACGUGAGACUGAGCCUGGAUGAUGCCACUGCGCUCCGCACGUCUGUCUACACGGUCACCGCGCGGGACGACGACAGCGGCAAGAACGCGGAGCUCAUCUACUUCGUGCUGCCCAAAAACGGGAGUUUCUACGCGGUGCCCAAAACUGGAGACAUCCUCCUGGUCGAUUCCAUCCUCGGUCUGGAUGAACCGAUCAAGUUUGAAGUGUUCGCCCGGGACCGCGGGUGGCCACCUCGCACGAGCCAGAGCGUGGCGGUGGAGAUCAGCCCGCGGCAGUGGCCCGCGUCGCCCUCCUCGCAGAGCCCCCAGCAGGAGAGACGGAAGCCUAAAUCGCAAACCAAAGUGCCCGAGCGAAGGUCCAGGUCGGUCACGGAGUCAGACGGCCCCGUUUUCAUCAACGUGUCCGAGGACGCGGGGAUCGGUUCCGUGGUGAUGAACCUGAACCCGGUGAGGUUUCAGUCGGCUGCGUUUGAGCUGGUGGAGCCUGACGUGGAGAGCUCACCGGUCAGCGUGAGCAGGGACAGCGGGGAUAUAGUCAUAUUACGGAGGCUGGACCGAGAGACGGAGCCCCUGGUGGAGAUCAGCGUCAGAGUUCAGGAUAAGAGAGGUCCAGAGUGGUACUUGGUCAGAGUGGAGUUGACUGUGACUGAUGUAAAUGACAAUAUCCCUGAAUGGAGCAUGGUUCCUGCUCCCUACCUCGCUGUGGUUUCCCCUGAAGCCUCUGCGGGCUCACUGGUCUACAAGCUCCAUGCACAGGAUGGGGAUGAAGGCAACAAUGGCGAAGUUGAGUACUUCCUUUCUGAUGGCGGUGAUGGUCGUUUUGAAGUGGACAGGAAGAGCGGCCAGAUACGAACUACAGGCCUCCCCCUGCAGCAGGACAGGGAGUACCUGUUGACGGUGGUGGCCGCCGACCGGCUGGGCAGCCGCAGCGCCCCUGCUGUCAUCUCUGUGGUGGCUGGAGCCCGGCCACCACAGUUCACCAACGCCUCCUUCACCAUCGCCAUACCAGAAAACACCCCUGAAGGACAGCCCUUCCUGGUCACACCUGCCGUGUCCUUCCAGAAGAAACCAAUCAGUUACAGCCUUCUCAUCAAUCCCAGUAGUCUCUUCUCCAUCUCAGCAGAGACUGGUGAAAUCAGCCUGACCCGCCCCAUCGACUACGAGGGCGACCAGCAUCGCUAUCUGCUAUUGGUGCGAGCCAGCGAGGGCCUGGACAGCAUGAGCAGUGCAGCUGAGGUGCGUGUUGUCAUUGUCGAUGAAAACGACUGUGUUCCCGAGUUCCUCCAGUCCAUCUACAGCAAGGAUGGUGUACCAGAGACUGUGACUACAGCAACCUCCCUGCUACAAGUAUCAGCCAAUGACUGCGACUCGGAAGAGAAUGCAGAGUUGACCUAUUACACCCUGAGUCCAGACUUCACCAUUUCCCCUCAUGGAACCAUUUUCCCUUCGGGGCCUCUGGACUACGAAAGGCCCAAUCACCUGUAUGAGUUUGUAGUGAUGGCAGUUGACAAGGGGGAGGUCCCUCGCACCGGCACAACUACAGUGCGAAUUCGAAUGGCUAACGUCAAUGAUGAGGCGCCCGAGUUCUCUCAACAUAUAUAUCGGACUUUUGUCUCAGAGGACGCGGGCCCCAACACACUUGUAGCCACGGUGCUGGCAAAGGACCCCGAUGGGGAUGGGAUCACGUAUAGAAUCACGACCGGAAACGAGGAGGGCAACUUUGUCAUUGACAGCCAAAAAGGACUGAUCCGUCUGCGCUCCAGCCCACCCCCUCACCUCCAGGGCGUCGAAUACAUCCUCAACGUCACGGCAACAGAUGACAACGCCUCAGGUGGACCUCAGGCCUUGUCGUCCACGGCUCAGGUCGUCGUGGGAGUGGACGACGUGAAUAACAACAAGCCUGUCUUCGAGAAAUGUCAGCAGUACCGAGAGAGCACAUCGGUCCUGGAGAACCAGCCAGCGGGAACUUUUGUUCUGCAGGUUCACGCCGUGGACGCUGACGAAGGCUCUAAUGGCAGGGUCACAUACGGCUUCAUGCACAAGGACUCCACCGUGCCUGCGUUCAGCAUACACCCAGACACCGGAGUAAUUGUGACAGCCAGGAAAUUUGACCGCGAACGCCAGCGGGAGUACGCAGUGACGGUGACUGCCACUGACCAGGCCGCUGACCCACUGAUUGGCAUUUGUCAGCUCAACAUCCUUAUCCUGGACCAGAACGACAACAGUCCCAAGUUUGAGAACAUUCGAUAUGAGUACUUCCUCCGCGAGGACACGAUGAUCGGGACUAGUUUCUUGCGCGUGGCAGCUCAUGACGAUGACUUUGGAACCAACGCAGCCGUCACGUACUCUAUGUCCAGUGAACAGCCGGAGUACCUCAGGGUCAACCCCCUGACAGGUUGGGUGUAUGUCAACCAGCCCAUUUCUCAGAGGACCUUCAUCACCAGGGAAAUUGUGGCUACAGAUGGGGGAAACAGGAGCAGUUCAGUGGAGCUGUCCGUCACCAUCACCAAUGUGAAGAACCAGCCUCCACAGUGGGAGAAAGACAGCUACAGCGUGGUCAUACAAGAAAACACUGUCCGGGACACACCCAUCGUGACUAUUAAAGCCACCUCCCCUCUUGGAGAUCCCAGGGUAACUUAUAACUUGGAGGAUGGCAUGGUGCCAGAGACCAACAUGCCGGUUCGCUUCUACUUGACCCCCAACCGAGAAGAUGGCUCAGCCUCCAUCCUGGUGGCAGAGCCCCUGGACUACGAGACCACCAGGAACUUCAUGCUGCGUGUUCGAGCUCAGAAUGUCGCUGCUGUACCACUGGCGGCCUUCACCAUGGUUUAUGUCAAUGUUACAGAUGUGAACGACAACGUCCCAUUUUUCACUUCCUCUAUCUACGAGGCGUCCGUCACUGAAGGGGCAGAUUCAGGAACUUUGGUUUUCCAGGUGUCAGCCAAUGACCUUGACUUGGGUCUCAAUGGCAAGAUCUCCUACUCCUUGCUAGAGGAUCGCAGCGGUGACCACCAGUAUUUCAGUAUCGAUCCAGAGCGAGGAUCCAUCUAUACACAGACCGUGUUUGACCGCGAGACCAAAAGCUCCUAUCUGUUGGAGGUUCAGUCUGUGGACGGCUGGGAGUCGGCACGGCCCGGCAAACACGGGCAGCCCAACUCUGACACAGCAUAUGUUCGCGUUUUUAUCAGUGACGUGAACGAUAACAAGCCCGCGUUUGCACAGGCAUCCUAUGAAGUUGAUGUGGACGAGGAUGCUGAUGUGGGCUUCGCCAUUCUCACUGUCAGUGCCAAUGAUGGGGAUGAAGGUGGAAACGCUAAGCUGCGUUACCAGAUCACAUCGGGGAACACAGGAGGGGUGUUUGAUGUGGAACCAGAGGUGGGCACUAUCUUUAUUGCCCAGCCUCUGGACUAUGAACAGAACAAAAGGUACAAGCUUCAUGUCCUGGCUUCAGAUGGGAAGUGGGAGGAUUAUACAACAGUAACGGUAAACGUUGUUAACAAGAACGACGAGGCUCCGGUGUUCACCGUUAAUGAGUACUACGGCAGCGUCACAGAGGAACUGGAUGGCUCACCGGUGUUUGUGUUGCAGGUGACAGCGUCUGACCCAGAUAAGGAUGCUGACCAGGAGGCCCUGCGUUACUCCCUCCAUGGCCAGGGUGCUGAGAGUGAAUUCAUAAUUGAUGAGGUCACAGGAAAGAUCUACGCCCAGCGGACGUUGGACCGCGAAGAGCGAGCCGUGUGGCGUUUCGUCGUCUUGGCCACAGACGAGGGUGGCGAAGGUCUGACGGGUUUCACCGACGUCAUCAUCAACGUGUGGGACAUCAACGACAACGCGCCCGUCUUCACCUGCGCCCCCAGCUGCCACGGAGACGUAGCCGAGAACUCAUUGGUCGGGACAUCUGUGAUGGAGAUGACAGCCACCGAUCUGGAUGACUCUGCGGUCGGGCAGAACGCCGUGCUCUCUUACAGGAUUAUAGGUAGCUUAGACGCCACCAGCAUCGGGGUCGGAGGAGUACCUACCUUCUCAGAAAUGUUCACCAUCAACCCGACCACAGGGACCAUCAGUGUAGCCAUGGGCGGUCUAGACAGAGAGCAGGUUGAAUCCUACCUCCUGGUCGUAGAGGCCAGAGAUGGGGGAGGGAUGACAGGAACGGGAACCGCCACCAUUCAGAUCAAGGAUAUGAACGAUCAUGCUCCAAGAUUCAUCGAUCACUCCUGCAUGGCAAGGAUCUCUGAGAAUGCAGAGCCUAAUGCAGAGGUCCUGGAGCUCGCUGCUGAGGACAAGGACACUGGAGAAAAUGCCCAGCUGACCUUCAGUGUUGUGGCUGGAGACCAAGAGCAGAAGUUCUACAUGGUCAGUCACAAGCAGGAGCAGCGCGGCACUCUGAGGCUUAAGAAACGUCUGGACUAUGAACGCCACAGUGAGCAGAGGUUCAACCUCACGCUGAAGGUUGAAGACCUGGACUUCUCUAGCCUUCUGCACUGUGUGGUGGAAGUGGAGGACUAUAACGACCAUGCUCCAGUCUUCAUUCCACACUUCCUGUCUCUCGCCCCGCUACCUGAGGACAUCACCAUGGGAACCAGCGUGGCACAUUUGGUGGCCAGUGAUUCAGAUUCAGGCCAGAACCGAGAGAUCACCUAUAGCCUGUCUGAAGACUCAGAUCCUGAUGGUCUGUUCACCAUUGACCAGUCCGGUGUACUCUCUGUGGCCCGACCUCUUGAUCGGGAGGGGAUGCCUCAGCAUCACUUGGUUGUCAUAGCAACUGAUCAUGGAGUUCCACCUCUAACAGGCAGCGCAACAGUCCAACUGCCUCUGUUAGAUGUAAAUGAUAACGGACCAGAGUUUGAGGCGGCAUACUCCCCGAUAGUCUUUGAGAAUGUGGCUGGACCACAGGUAGUAAGGAUGAACCAAACGUCGACCCUCCUCCGAGCUGUGGACCAGGACUCUCCAGAAAAUGGACCACCCUUCCACUUCACUGUCCCCUCUGAGUAUCGCCACAGCAAUGAUUUCUACCUCCAAGACAACCUUAAUGGCACUGCGACACUAACAGCUUUGCGGACGUUUGACCGUGAGCGCCAGAAAGAGUUUCUCAUUCCCAUUGUUAUGAGCGACAGUGGCCAUCCAGCUAAAACAGUGACCAGCACCCUGACAGUAACCAUCGGUGACCAAAAUGAUCAUGCACAUGUGGCGGGGGAGAAGACAAUUUUCAUCAAUAGCCACCGAGGCCGAAUGCCAACCACAGUGCUUGGAAAGGUCUACUCUCCUGACCCUGAUGACUGGGACAACAAGACAUAUGUCUUUGAAGGACAUGUACCGAGUUACUUUAUCCUAAACAAAAGGACAGGUUUCCUGAUCAUCAAGGAGAACGCUCCACCCGGCACCUACGAGUUCCAGGUCCGUGUGUCGGAUGGAGUUUGGCCAGAUGCUGUUUCUACUGUCAUCGUGCACGUGAGGGAACUGCGAGACGAGGCCAUCUACAACUCAGGGUCUCUGCGUCUGGCAGACAUCAUAGCGAAGGAGUUCAUUGAACUGAGAGGAAAGCAGCGGAGCCGCUACGAGCUGCUGGUGGACUUCCUGUCUGAGAUGCUUUCCGUUCCACCUGAUGAUGUCAACAUCUUUAGCCUAAUGGAUGUGAAAGAGCGGAUGCUGGAUGUUCGCUUUGCUGUGCAAGGUGGGCCCUCCUUCCUCCAGCCUGAGAAGAUGCAUGGAUAUCUGGCAGCCCACAAACAAAAGCUCCAGUCAUUUCUGCAAAUCAGCGUGUUCCAAAUCCGAGUAGACGAGUGUCCUGGUUCAGAGUGUGCCGGGGCCAGCGGCUGCACCAACGUUUUGAAUGUGCGCGACACGCCCACAGUGGUGGAUUGUGGGACUAUGAGCCUUGUGUCUGUGACAGUGGAAUCCACAGCUGUGUGCUCCUGCCCGGGUAGAGAGCAGUCCCACCAGCCCUGCAACACAUAUCCCAGAAACCCCUGCUUCAAUGGCGGCAUGUGCGUGGACACUCAGCAUGGCUACAGGUGCCAAUGUCCAGCUCAGUUCGAGGGGCCUGAGUGCCAGCAGAACAAGCACAGUUUCCAUGGCAAUGGCUAUGCCUGGUUUCCUCCCAUAACGCCUUGUUUCGAGAGCCAUGUGUCACUGGAGUUCAUCACUGACGUGGCUGAUGGACUGCUGCUGUACAGUGGCCCCUUAGCCCAGCUGCAGGCCUGGGACCACGAGGACUUCCUGGCCAUAGAGCUAAUAGAUGGGACCCCCACGUUGAAAAUCAACCACGGCUCUGGCACAGUGGUGCUACAGUUGCCAGGCAACGUAAACGUGGCAGACAGGCGAUGGCAUCGGCUGGAUGUCCGCAGCAACAGCAAGGAAGUGCGAUUCACCCUGGAUCGCUGUUCAGGGGCAGCAGUCAUGGAAAUGGAGGGACUGGGCAGCUGGUUGACCACCCAGGACCACUCUUCCUGUGAAGUGACGGGAGUUACACCCAACACUGACAGACACCUGAACAUGAGCCACGUGCUCCAGCUCGGUGGUGUCAACGAGGACAUCCCCUACAUCUACCCUCAGCUUCAGCACAAACACUUCACCGGCUGCAUCCGCAACCUCAUCGUGGACAGCAAGCUGUAUGAUUUGGGCUCCCCGGCCGACUCACAGUCCAGCUCUCCGGGCUGCCUGACCACCGACAGCAGCUGUGUCAACAUGGGCUAUCCAUCCUGCGGCCACCGGGGUCGCUGUCAUGGCGAGUGGGGCUCCUUCAGCUGCCAGUGUGUGCCGGGAUACACAGGACACCAGUGUGAAGAGGAGGCCCUGGAGUAUUCCUUUGAUGGGCACAGUCACGUGCAUUUCCAGUUGGCGUCCCCACUGCCCGCCCGGAGGACAUGGGUUCAAGUCCUGGUUCGAACCCGUAAACACAGCAGCACCAUCUUAAAUCUGACCUCGAAGGAGCAGAGUGAAUACAUAAGACUAGAGAUCUUCCAGGGUCUCCUUUGUGUUUUCUACAACCUCGGUGACGGAGACUACAACCUUACCCUGCCCACCUAUCGCCUCGACAACGGUGAAUGGCACGAGGUUUUCCUAGAUCGGCACGACAACGAAAUGAUGCUUCAACUGGAUGGCGGUGGAGGGCAGCGGGAGGUCACAGGAUCGCACGGACGAAGCCGGGAAAUCAUCAUUGACCCCACUGUGGUGAUGCUGGGAAACACCUUCCCCUCUGGAAUCAACAAGAGCUUCCAGGGCUGCAUGAGGGAUGCACGUCUGAAUGGUCGCUACAUGCCCCUGGACAGCCAGCCGCGAGAUGGGGUCUCCCAGGUCAGCAUACAAGGCCUCUCCCUUGGAUGCUCAUCUGACUCCUGCAAAAGAAACCAGUGUAGCCCCCCCUUCACUUGUGUUGACUUGUGGAGGGUGCACGAAUGCAGAUGUCCUCCUGGCCACAUGAUCCGUGUGAACGGGACGAGAAAGUCCUGUGUCUACACGCUCUGUGCAACGCGGCCCUGUCACCGAGGGACCUGUGUGGCCCAGUCACCAUCCAAAUUCACCUGCCACUGCCCGGAGGGUUACAGAGGACGUCACUGUGAGACGACACUGGCCAUCUACCGGGAGGACGUGGGCCUUAGCUUCAGCUCCCUCUUUGCCAUCUGUAUCUGCUUCAUGGCUCUACUAGUGCUGCUGUUGGGCAUUUUCCUCUACACUCGCUGGAGGAGCUACAAAGGGCUGAAGGAGGGCGUCUACCACGUCUCCGCCCACCACGACGGCUGGGAGGACAUCCGAGAGAACGUCCUCAACUAUGACGAGGAGGGAGGCGGGGAGGAGGACCAGAACGCCUACGAUAUGGCGGAGCUGCAGAAGUCACUCCAGCCGAGCCCGGCCCAGUCGGUGCAGUACUGCCGCUCCAGAGCCCUGCACCACCCUCCUCCUCCCCACCACCACCACCACCAUCAUCUUCUCCACCAGGCGGCCCCCGCCCCGCCUUCCACCCAGUCGCUGGACCCCCUCAGCAGGACCGCCAGCUCCACCACCCUGCCCCCCUCGGUGGCUUCAACUUCCUCCACCGCCACCACCACCACCAGCCUCCGCAGGGACGUCCCCCCCACCAGACUUCCAGCUCAGGGCCAGGCUCGGCCCUCCCAGCUGGCGCGCCGCUCCCUGUCCUUCUCCAGCCAAGACCUGGCCCGCUAUCUGUGCGAGAUCAUACGCGACGCGGACCAGCAUCCGGACACAGGGCCUUUCGACUCCCUGCAGGUCUUCUCCACGGAGGGAGGGGGCUCGCCAGCCGGCUCGCUCAGCUCCUUCAGCUCAGCGGGGCUGGACGGGGGGAGCGGCGGCGAUGGGGGUGGGGAGGGAAGGAGGGAGGAGUCGCUCGGGGAGUGGGGGCCUCGCUUUGAAAAGCUGCGGGCGCUGUACGAGCGAGCUGAGGCCAGCGACCUCUGAGCGCCGACACCCGCGGACCGAACUGAUGCGCGUCUGAUAACAGGCCACCCUGAAAACAAUCAAUUAGCAAACACUUUGCGGCAACUGAGGCGGGGAACCGGCGAGUGACUGGCUGACAGAGAGACUCGCUCGCCACCCCUCACUCGCUGACAACCGACACCAAAGGUGUCGUAUUUUACUGGAUGAUGGGCCCCGUCAAUCAACACGGUGGCCUAACAGACAGAUGAAAGUGUCCGUAUGAAAAGAGACCGUCUCACUCUACCCCGGAUGACAAUAUUGCAGGAGCAGACGUUAUCAAACCUGCCAGUCAGGUUAAAAAGGCUUCAGAACAUCACCCUCCACCUGGGCUACUCAUCAUGAUGGAGCUUAGCUUCACUGUCGGAAAAAUCUGUUCCAGUCACAACCACUAAAACCCCAAAUUCCCUCUAUUUUCUGACGCUCAUUGUGAGCUGCUCUGGAUGAGUGUCAGCCGAGGGCCUAAAAUGUGAAAUGAAAAUCUUUUGGCAAAGGGUUUUUCUUUUUUAUAUACAUGUACCAGAGCAAACCAAUGUGUAUUUUUAAGCAUCUUGCUGCUGAAUUAAAUGUUUGUAAAUAAAUGAAGGACUCUUAUGAAAUGUCCCACACUGCGCCGUCACAUGAAAAGACAGUGAAGAUGAGUGGGAUCAUUCUGAGUAGCCCAUUUAAUACAGGACCUGGAUUUUUCAGUAUAUAGUGGACACAUUGUGUUCUCGCUGCCUGGCUGUACACAGCUUCUGUCAAUGUUUGUAUGAGAAAAAAAAAAAAGAAAAAAAAGUGCUUCAGCCAUCACUGGGUCGUAGGGUGAGGGUUUGUUUUUUUGUUUUUUUGUUUGUUUUUUUUUUGUUUUUUCUUCUUCUGGUAAUACGUCUUUCGCUGGGUUGAGUAAUUCUGUAUUGGUUGGGUGUUUUCAAGUUUUAACGCUCCAUGGGUUGUGAGACAUCAAGCUUUCUACUUACCGCUGCGCCCUCGUCUUCGUGUGAUUUCCUGUUCUCAUUCGCACUCCUCCGCCACGCGUUCCUCCGCACCCGGGGGAACGUGCACAACAAUUCAAACAGCUUUGUAAUAAAGAAAUGGGAUCGGACGUGCGGACCGAGGGAGGGGAGGAAACACUUGCUCUGCUGCUCUGUUCCGUGCGCGCUCAUCCUCAGGCAUACCAAACGCGGCGGCUGCAAGAGACUGUUUUAGCAGACAAUCGCUUGGUAGAAUACAAACUAUCUCGAAACAGCCUUCCAAGGUGACUGCUCAAUAAAUACAAACAUGAGGAGGACGAACGAGAUUUAUAAUGAUUAUUCAUAGAUUGAGUCUUGAGCUGUGAUACCUGUGCCGGGAGCAUAUUCAAACGCACAUUUAUCCGUUGCCCCUUCCUAAAUUACUCUUGGCAGAAAACUGCGUGAUAAUUGUGAUUUGGAGAAAAUGGACUGAGAGAAAAUUGCGAGGAAAUAAUAACUCUGCUAGUUAUUAUCCUAGCUGUGAAUUGUCAGCACGGUGGCAGGCGUUCCCGUUAUUUGGCUCGUCACAUCAGGUUGAUGGAUCCUUUUUUCUUUUUUCUUUUUUUCGCACCCCCCCCAACAAAAAAGAAAAAAAAAAAUGAAAGGCUCCCUGCUGUUGUGGAAACCGGAGAGAACAAUUUGUCUAAAAAAGAACAAAAAAAAAAGGCAGAGAAGAAGAAAAAAGCAGUGAUGGAGAAGAUGAGCGCGGAGUCUGAAAAGGAAUUGUUCCUCUCACCUUUGAUGAGAGAGAUGAUUACAGGGCGGAGGGCUGAAUCAGUGAGCAAAUGAGGAGAGGAGGCAGAGAGGAACCAUCUUAUCAAGUGCCUGGCUUUGUGGCGAGAAGUGCCACCAGCGCACCACGGAGCUCAGUGGCUCCUUAGAGAGCUGUAGAGACGAGGAGUGUUGGGGGUAAUGGCUUUCCAGGGAAACGGUUUGUUGCACCGCAAAUGGCAUAAAUACAAAAAGUCACGUGUACUCACCCCAACAGUUCUCCCAAAAAAAAAAAAAGAAAAAAAAAAAGCAAACCUGGUUCGACCUGACACUUCAGGCGCCGCAGUCUGCUGAAAGUAGCAGCCGCGCUCGUAUUGUGCUCUUUUUUUUUUUUUUUUUAACGGCAGAACCAAGCCUGUGACAGAGAGCGGUGAAAGGGUAGGAGUGUGUGUGAAAACACAUCAGGCCACUAAUCCUAAUAGGAGCUGAUGGCUUGCUGUCAUGCUGGGAAAAAAAAAAAAACAAAGGAUUGUGGGUACUUUUAAAAAAAAAACACGCCAGAGGAGUCGAUGCCCAGAUUGAGACUUUCCAGAAACAUCCUUUUUUUUAAUGAAAAGCUGAGGAAACAAUGUGGCUGUUAAAAAUAAGAGACUUGGCGGUGAGGUUAGGGUGCAGUACACUGUGGAGAGAUGCCUGAAAGUAAGACGCACCCCCCCCCCCCCUUUUCUUUUUUUUCUUUUUUUUUUUUUUUUUACAGACAGUGGGUGUUUCCUACAGAGGGAUGCUUGUUUUUUUCUUUCUUUUUAUAUUCCUCUGCAGAGAGACCAAACCUGAGCCACACAGAGCGGUGAAUGAAGACGCUCCUCCUCAAUUCUCUCUGUGCAGCUGAAAGCAGCAGCCACUCACUUCCCACCACCAUUCAUUCGUACCAUAUAAUGGCUUCUUAAAUGUUGUGUUCCGGGUGCAGACAUGUUGUGAACAAAGUUAAUGUUUUUACCUCAUUUGUAAAUACAGAGAUAGAUUAAUUACAAUUACUGCUUUUUGUCAAGAAAAGGCGCCAUCGGUUUAAAAUGUGCAGCUUCAGAGAAAAAAAAUAAUAAAAAUAAUCGAACCAAACAUAUCUUUUUUAUUAUCAUGAUGGUGAUGAGCUGAGCUUUGGACAGUUAUGUACGUGUUUUGUAUUUGCUUUUAACUUUUCUUUUUUUUUUCUCAAUAAAUUCAUUUAUUUGCACCAGUGAA